GUGGUCCUCUUUUGUUUUUUUUGUUUUGGUCUAUACCCUCCUUCCAAAUUCCUAUUCCCCCCCUCUCCAAGCAAAAAUUGCUGACCAUUUUCGGUGGCUUUUCUUUGGGGUUGGCAAUGGAUGGAAAGCUGCUUUAUGAGUUCUCUCACCAUUUAUGUUCCAUUGAAAUUCUGGGUCUGUGAUUACUGAUUACAAUUGGCCAUGAGUCCUUUUUGGGUACUGGUAUUUGUGUUUUUCAACAACGGGUACUUCUUGGAUGGACUGAGCACACAAAAUUCUAAAAGGCCUGAUGUCGUGAAAAUUGGGUCCAUAAUCACUUUUGAUUCUGUAAUCGGAAAAGUUGCGAAAGUUGCGAUGGAAGCCGCGAUCGAUGAUGUGAACUCCAAUCCAGUUGUUCUUGGAGGAACCAAGCUCAAACUGACUAUGCUUGAUGCCAAUUAUAGUGAGUUUAUGGGCAUUAUUCAAGCUUUGCAGGUCAUGGAGACCGAUAAUGUGGCCAUUAUCGGCCCUCAAUCUUCUGUCACAGCUCAUCUCAUUUCACAUAUUGCAAACAAGCUCCAAGUCCCUCUCCUAUCCUUUGCAGCAACGGACCCCACCUUGUCUUCGCUUCAGUAUCCGUUCUUCGUGAGAACAACACAGGAUGAUUGGUACCAAAUGGCUGCCAUUGCAGACAUUGUCGAGUACUACAAAUGGAGAGAAGUAAUAGCAAUCUACACCGAUGAUGAUUAUGGGAGGAACGGAAUAUCUGCAUUAGCGAACCGACUUGCCACAAAACGCUGUCGAAUCUCUUACAAAGCACCAAUGAACCCUCAAGCCAGCCGAAGUGACAUCAUGGAUGUAAUGGUUAAGGUGGCUUUAGCUGAAUCUAGGAUUCUGAUUGUUCACACUUAUCCCACUGGGGGAAUAGAUGUAGUUGAUGUGGCACAUCAUCUUGGGAUGAUGGGAAGUGGGUAUGUUUGGAUAGCUACAAAUUGGCUCUCUACUGUCCUGGACACUUAUUCGCCACUCCCUUCAGGAACAGUGGAAAAUAUCCAAGGGUUAAUCACGCUGCGUAUGUACACCCCAGAUUCUGAAAUGAAAAGGAAUUUUCUUUCUAGGUGGAAGAAUUUGACAAAUAACCUAACGGGUAAUGGCCCUUUUGGCUUGAACACAUACGGUCUCUAUGCCUAUGACACUGUUUGGAUACUUGCAAAUGCGGUCAAUGCCUUUUUUAACCACGGCGGAAAUAUUUCGUUUUCCAAUGAUUCGAGGUUAAGUGAGCUAGAUGGAGGAAAUCUGCAUUUAGAUGCUAUGAGCAUCUUUGAUGGAGGACAAUUAUUGCUUGACAGCAUUUUAAAGGUCAAAUUGACUGGUUUAAGUGGUCAUGUAAGUUUUACUUCAGACAAAUCCCUCAUUCGUCCUGCAUAUGAAGUGAUUAAUGUGAUUGGAACUGGCAUUAGAAGGAUUGGUUAUUGGUCUAAUUAUUCUGGGUUAUCAGUUGUGCCACCAGAAAAACUAUAUGAAAAGCCACCUUAUCGUUCCAGUUCGAAUCAACAACUGCAUAGUGUGAUAUGGCCUGGACAAACAACCGAGACACCUCGUGGGUGGGUUUUCCCUAACAACGGAAAGCAAUUGAGAAUUGGAGUCCCAAAUCGAGUUAGUUUUCGUGAGUUUAUAGCAGAAGUGCCCGGAACUGAUACGUUCAAAGGGUACUGUAUUGAGGUUUUCACUGCUGCUCUAGACUUGCUGCCCUACGCUGUUCCAUAUAAGUUAAUGCCAUUUGGAGAUAGGGUAAAUAACCCAAGUUGCACUGAGCUUGUGCGCUUGAUCACAACUGGUGUCUACGAUGCUGCAAUAGGUGAUAUUGCAAUCAUCACUAACAGAACAAGGAUGGCGGAUUUUACACAACCAUAUAUCAAGUCUGGGCUUGUCGUAGUGGCAACUGUUCGGAAGUCGAACUCUCAUGCUUGGGCUUUCUUGAGGCCAUUUACUUGGACGAUGUGGACUGUCACUGGUAUUUUUUUCCUUUGUGUGGGAGCAGUUGUUUGGAUUUUGGAGCAUAGGAUUAAUGAUCAAUUUCGCGGCCCUCCUAGGAGACAAAUUCUCACCACUCUGUGGUUUAGCUUUUCAACUAUGUUCUAUUCCCAUAGAGAAAACACAGUCAGUCCCCUUGGUCGCAUGGUGCUUAUCUUAUGGCUAUUUGUGGUCCUAAUAAUCAAGUCCAACUACACGGCAAGUCUAACCUCAAUCCUCACAGUACAACAGCUUUCUUCACCCAUUGAAGGGAUAGAGAGUUUAAUAGCAAGCAAUGAUCCAAUUGGCUACCAACAAGGUUCGUUUGCCCGAAAUUAUCUGAGUGAUGAACUCGGCAUCCACGAGUCUAGACUUGUUCCUUUUAACUCACAAGAAGAAUAUGCUAAAGCCUUGGAAGACGGUCCAAAGAAAGGUGGUGUCGCUGCAGUGGUUGACGAACGAGCUUACAUAGAAUUAUUCCUCUCAUCCCGCUGUGAAUUUAGUAUCGUUGGCCAAGAGUUCACCAAUAACGGAUGGGGAUUUGCCUUUCCGCGGGAUUCACCUUUGGCGAUUGAUAUGUCAACUGCCAUUCUAAAACUAUCAGAAACCGGGGAACUCCAACGGAUACACGACAAGUGGCUAAUAAGAAGCGCUUGCAGUCUACAAGGCGCGAAUCAGGAAGUGGACCGCAUUCAACUCAAAAGCUUUUCGGGCCUCUUCAUAAUAUGUGGAUUAGCUUGCUUAUUUGCUUUUCUUGUGUAUUUUGCGCUUCUAGUAUGCCAGUUCACCAAGGAUUACUCUGAGUCAUCUGAUUCUUCUGGGAGAAGCUCGCAAUCAGCCCGGAUUCGGACGUUCCUUUCGUUUGUUGGGCAGUCCAAGCAGGCUCCGAAUGGAAUCACUGGUGAAAACGAAUCCACCCACUCUUCCAAGAAAAUUUGUACAGCAGUGAGUUGCAACAGAAGUGUAAGUUUUGGGGUUGGAACUAACAAGUAGUUUCUCGCUAACAGCUCUGUAAGCGAGAGCCUUGUGCAUUGGCCGAAAAAUUAUGCCAUGGUCUUGUAUUAUUAGUCGCAUUUUUGGUGAUGCUCACAAAAUUACCCGCAUCGGCCUCCGAAUAAUUACUUGCAUCGGCCACCGUUAUGAAUUCCACAAUCUAAUAUUUGGUUUUGUAUUAGUACAAUUGUAGUAAUGUUGGUCCUUCGCAGUUAGGCAUAUAUUCACCCUUGAUCCUCUGGAAGAGUCUCUAACUAGUCUCUCUGUCUCCUUGUAUAUUAAACACAACAAAUACAUAUAAAAAGUGUAUGGUUGUCAAUUUCUUCUGAA
Rhododendron vialii is the source of this 3315-nucleotide messenger RNA. Its product is annotated as glutamate receptor 3.6-like. Gene Ontology annotation, biological process: G protein-coupled receptor signaling pathway. The record is from RefSeq and is a predicted model, not a curated record. Lineage: Eukaryota; Viridiplantae; Streptophyta; Magnoliopsida; Ericales; Ericaceae. The transcript has 7 exons. Bases 202 to 2985 code for a protein of 927 amino acids. Gene Ontology annotation, cellular component: plasma membrane. Gene Ontology annotation, molecular function: G protein-coupled receptor activity; glutamate-gated receptor activity.